Molecule: messenger RNA, 1005 nt
Organism: Hirsutella rhossiliensis
Lineage: Eukaryota; Fungi; Ascomycota; Sordariomycetes; Hypocreales; Ophiocordycipitaceae
Product: 2OG-Fe(II) oxygenase superfamily domain-containing protein
Exons: 3
Coding region: 1-1005 (334 amino acids)
Molecular function (GO): dioxygenase activity
Source: RefSeq, a predicted model, not a curated record
AUGGGCAGCCUCGACACGGGCAAAUACGGCUCGGGCGUGCGCACCGUCGAUUUUGCUCGAUUCUUCAGCGACGACGCCAAGGUGCGGGCUCGGCUCUGCGAGGAGCUUGUCGGCUGCCUCGCCACGGUCGGGUUCGUCAAGCUGAUUAACCACGGCAUCGGCGGCGACGAAAUCCGUCAAGCGUUUGACAUUAACAGGCGCUUCUUCCGCCUCGCGCCCGAAGCCAAGGAAAAGGCAGCCCACCCCCCCGAGCCCAACCCGCAUCGUGGCUACAGCUACGUCGGCCAGGAGAAGCUGUCCAUGGUCAAGGACUACGAAAAGGGCAGCCGCGAGGUUUUGGAUGUGUUCGACGUCAAGGAAUCAUAUGACCAGGGACCGGCCGUCGACGAGUUGUAUCCCAACCGGUGGCCCGAUGAGGACGACGUGCCCGGCUUCCGGGCCACCGCCAGCAGCUUCUACCAGCGCUGCCACGAGGCCCACCAGGACAUCCUCCGGGCCCUGGCCAUGGGCCUCGGUCUCGGCGCGACGUUUCUGCUCGACCUCUGCGAGCCCAACUCGUCAGAGAUGCGCCUCAACCACUACCCCGGGGGCCCCGUGUCAGCCAUGGGCAGGGGCGCGAGACGCAUAUCCGAGCACACCGACUUUGGAACUAUGACUCUCCUGUUCCAGGACUCGGUCGGCGGCCUGGAAGUGGAAGACCAGAGACAGCCGGGCAGCUACUUUGCCGUGCCCCGCGAGAGCCCCGACGAGAUGAUUGUCAACGUCGGCGACUGCCUACAGCGUUGGACCAACGACGGCUUCCGCUCCGCGAGCCACCGCGUCGUCUUGCCCGACGACCAGGACGCCUGGGUGGACGACAGGUACUCGAUUGCUUAUUUUGGCAAACCCAGUCGCGCUCAGCCCGUGGGCUCCCGGCGCGAGCUGUUGCGGGAUGGCGAGGAGCCGCGCUACGAGAACAUGACGGCGUGGGAGUAUAACCAGGAGAAGCUCGUCCGCACAUAUUGA